Molecule: messenger RNA, 1104 nt
Organism: Aspergillus costaricaensis CBS 115574
Lineage: Eukaryota; Fungi; Ascomycota; Eurotiomycetes; Eurotiales; Aspergillaceae
Product: putative mannosylphosphate transferase (Mnn4)
Exons: 3
Coding region: 234-1103 (289 amino acids)
Source: RefSeq, a predicted model, not a curated record
CUUUUCUCUCGUCCGAUGCACCACGCGAUUUGAAUGGUUCGACGUAUGCGGCUAUAACGCAUUCGAGCAACGACUUGGCAGCCCUAUUCUGAUCCCCCGCAUCGACCGAAUCACUGCUCAUACUCACCCAUCCACCGCCUACCUGGUCCAGCAUGCAAGCAGGGGCAUGAUAGACCUCCCGAACUAUUCAACAACCCUUUUCAAACAUACAACGUUGACAUCUGCCGCCGGACAUGAACCCUCGGGGCCUGCUGGCCGUCCUCACCUGCGCGAUCUGGUCAGCGGUGGCCACAGCACGCCCCAGCCCCGCAGAGCAGAGCAAUCACGGCAGUUUUGUAAACCGCAAUGACCCCGACCCGCUGUGGCAGAAGUACGGGCUGAACAAGUCAGACGAGUUCAAAUAUUUCCAUGAGCCAGGUCGUGACGAUACCCUGGGUCACUAUGACUCGCGGUUUUUCCAGGGGGAGCCGGUUCCGGACGCGGAGCGAUCUAUCACAUUGACACAUAUGAUCCGAGCAUAUCUGAACUUCUUCGAGGAUAAUGGACUGGAAACAUGGAUUGCGCAUGGAACAUUGCUGGGAUGGUGGUGGAAUGGCAAGAUCAUGCCCUGGGACUGGGACAUCGACACUCAAGUCAUGGAUACCACAUUAGUCCAUCUCGCCGACCACUUCAACCAGACUAUUGUACAGUAUACCACUACCGACCCCGACGUCGAGCGCCGGUACCUCCUGGAUAUAAACCCGUGGGCGCGUCAACGUGAUCGCGGCAUGGGGCUGAAUAUAAUCGAUGCGCGCUGGAUCGACAUCACCACGGGGCUAUACAUCGAUAUCACAGGGCUGAGUCGACUGACGGCCGAGAAGCCCACAGAAUGGGAGUGCAAAAAUGGGCACAAAUAUCAGACCCACGAUAUAUACCCACUGCGGAGAUCGACGUUUGAGGGCGUGCCAGCCAAGGUGCCCUUCAGGUACGAUGGGGUGCUAACAGAGGAGUAUACAAAGAAAGCGUUGACUCAAACGCAAUUUCAUAAUCAUACGUGGGACCCGGAACUCGAAGAGUGGGUGCUGGAUGUGCCAGCCGCAAUGGACGACCGGCAGUAUGAGUGAG